UCACAGAUGUGAAUUGAUGUGAAUUGUGAAGUGAAAGUGGUGAUAACCUAAAAAUAGUUAAGAAAUUGGAAGAAAAAAUCAUAAUAAAUAAAAAUGGAGUUAAAUGAAAGGAUUCUAAAAUACUUAGAUGCAUUUGAUAAGGUGGACACUCUAAAUUUAGCUAGUGAAUUUAACGAAGAUCACCAAAAAGUGGUGGGUGCUGUGAAAAGUUUGGAAGCACUUGAGAUGGUUAUUUCGGAAGGUGUAAAAAGUACUAAAUGGGAGUUAACUGAUGAAGGGAAGUUAGUUGCUGAGAUGGGCAGUCAUGAAGCUGUGUUAUAUCGAAGCAUUCCUGACGCUGGGAUCUCACAAGCUGAAGUUAUGAAGACUGUACCCAAUGCAAAAUUAGGGUUUAGCAAAGCCAUGUCAUUAGGAUGGAUAGCUAUUGACAAAUCCAGUGGGGCACCAUUAGUGAAACGGAAAACAGAAACAAUCACGGAUGCAGUGCAAGACCACCUCAAUGAGAUUAAAAAGGGUAUAGACACAUUACCAGAUAAAGUGAGAAGUGAUUACAAGAAACGAAAACUUCUACAAGAAAUCACAGUAAAAAGUUUUGUGUUAACAAAAGGACCGCAGUUUGCAACAUCAAUUAGGAAGCUAGAAACAGACUUGACAACUGAAAUGCUGUUGACAGGGUCUUGGAAGCAGUUGCAGUUCAAACAAUAUAACUUUGAUGCACUAGGUCAACCCCCAGAAUGUGGACACUUGCACCCACUCCUCAAAGUGCGUUCAGAGUUCCGUGAGAUCUUCCUAGAGAUGGGUUUCACGGAGAUGCCCACAAACCAGUAUGUGGAGAGCUCGUUCUGGAACUUCGACGCCCUGUUCCAGCCGCAACAGCACCCGGCGCGCGACGCCCACGACACCUUCUUUAUAUCCUCCCCUGCUGUAUCCACUGACUUCCCUAUGGACUACUUGGAAAGGGUUAAGAAGGUCCACAGUGAAGGAGGUUAUGGGUCACAGGGCUACGGCUACUGCUGGAAGAUCGAGGAAGCGCAGAAGAACUUGCUGCGCACACACACGACGGCCGUGAGCGCGCGGAUGCUGUACGCACUCGCGCAGCAAGCCCAGUUCACUCCACAGAAGUACUUCAGCAUUGAUAAGGUAUUCCGCAACGAGACCCUGGACGCCACCCACCUGGCGGAGUUCCACCAGGUGGAGGGCGUGGUGGCGGGGCGCGGGCUGGGCCUGGCCGACCUCAUCAGCAUUCUCGACGCGUUCUUCGCGCGCCUCGGCUUCCAGCGCCUGCAGUUCAAGCCCGCGUACAACCCUUACACUGAACCCAGUAUGGAGAUCUUCGCUUUCCAUGAAGGUCUCGGGAAAUGGAUCGAGAUCGGAAACUCCGGGGUCUUCCGGCCAGAGAUGCUGCUUCCGAUGGGCUUACCGGAAGACGUCUCGGUCAUAGCGUGGGGACUCUCGCUGGAGAGGCCCACGAUGAUCAAGUACGGCCUGAACAACAUCCGCGACCUCGUGGGACCCAAGGUCGACUUGCAGAUGGUGCAGGACAACCCGAUAUGUAGGCUUGAUAAGUGAUUGCUAAUAUAUUGUUUAAAUUA
Maniola jurtina (meadow brown) is the source of this 1592-nucleotide messenger RNA. It is a transcript of the gene alpha-PheRS, whose product is annotated as phenylalanine--tRNA ligase alpha subunit. Gene Ontology annotation, molecular function: tRNA binding; ATP binding; phenylalanine-tRNA ligase activity. The record is from RefSeq and is a predicted model, not a curated record. Gene Ontology annotation, cellular component: cytoplasm; cytosol; phenylalanine-tRNA ligase complex. Gene Ontology annotation, biological process: phenylalanyl-tRNA aminoacylation. Lineage: Eukaryota; Metazoa; Arthropoda; Insecta; Lepidoptera; Nymphalidae. The transcript is spliced from 6 exons. Bases 94 to 1569 code for a protein of 491 amino acids.